Messenger RNA from Bursaphelenchus xylophilus (pine wood nematode), 2476 nucleotides. NCBI's taxonomy places the organism in Eukaryota, Metazoa, Nematoda, Chromadorea, Rhabditida, Aphelenchoididae. The record is from the annotation of a GenBank genome assembly.
AUGGCAAAGCCUGCUGUUGCGAAAGAAAAUACGCGAAAGGUAAGACUUUAUAUUAUUCUUGAAGUUUAGGUAUUCAUACAUUCAGAUUUUUGGUUGAAUGGAAGGCUAGUGGCACAUAAAUUGGUUUUAAAGGUGCUUUUGGUAAUGAGUAAAUAGCUUUAUAAAUUGUUGUGCUAAAUUUUGAGAUUUUGUAUGUCAUACUUGCAACCUAAAACGGGUCGUUGAGGCAUUCGUGACACCAAUUUUUUGAUUUAUGUACCUUCCCCUUCUAAAAAUCAGAUAAAGCACCACAUUUUUUGAGUGUUUCAUUUUAUUCAAUGUCUUCUCAACAGCUGAAGGUCCUUAUUGUGUUGGCCAGGUCUUCUUUUUUUUUUCUUUGAUAUAAAAACCCGCCAUUUUAUAUCGUCCUUCGCAAAGAAACUGAUUCAAAAUAAAAUUUUCAGACUCCAAUGAAAACAGAUGAUGUCAAAACAACCUGGGAUUAUUUGAAGACAAUCCUGCAGAAAAUUGCUCACAAUGACACAGCGGACCUCUCGUUUGAUCUGAUUUACACAAAUGUUGCGUCAAUGGUGGAAAAUAAUGCCGGCAACGUGGUUUACAAUGGAAGUGCGGAUGUUUUGAAGGAACUGUUGGGAGAAGUAAGCAAUUUAUGACAUUUUUGUAUUGGAUUUAGGUAAUAUUUGGGAGAAAACCAUUGAUUUAUCCGAAUUUUGUCAAGGAUAAUAUAAAAGUUCUUCAAUUUUCUUUUUCAUUGUGGAAACUGCUAAAAGCAUUAUUUGUAGAUGCGCCAGUCGGUUGAAGCAACUCUUGAAGAUCCCAAUUUCAUCGAGCAGCUCAAGCGGACAUACCAAGAUUUUCGGAAAACCGCCGGAAUUAUGAAGGAUGUUCUGAUGUAUUUGAACCGCGGUUUUAUCCAAAAGAAUAGGUUACCCAAUAUUUCUGACAUGGCUAUGAACCUUUACCGCCAAGAAAUUAUUGACCAUCCGGCUGUGAAAGCAAAAAUUGACGUAAGUUUUCUAUUUUUGAUGCAGUAUUAUAUUACUUUAGGCAAUUCUUCGGAAUGGUCUCAAUAAUUCUCUCGCAAAUGAUGACCGACAAGCCUACAAGGAUACCGUAGACAUGUUGUCGGGUCUCGGUAUCGACGGCAAGAGGUAUAAAGAAGAGUUGGAGCGGAAAAUCGUCGAUGACUUGACUUUAAUUUAUCAGCGAAAGGCUUUAGAGCUGCUGGAUUUGGGAUCAACUUUGGAGUAUGUGAAAAGGGCUAGAGAAUACAUUGGCAGGGAGACUCAGAUAGUUCAAGAGGGUUAUGAGAAAGGAACGGCCGAGAAAAUUAUUCAGGUAAGAUGGGCUAUAUUGUAGUAGGCAAUUUCGGAAAGUGGACGAAGUUUUUUUACGCAGUAAGUGUUUUCAGAAGCUUUUUUCAAAGUGUUUGACUUCGCUAAUACCCGGUUUCUGAAUCAUGUCAUCUAGGAGACAUUUUAUACGAUGAAAUGUUUCUUUCGUAUAAAAUGUCUCCCAUGUAUGAAUUUUAUCGAUUUUGCCGAAGCAGUACCUCAAAACAAAAGAAAGUGUUGUCUCUGAUAAUUUUUGCUUCGGUAAGUUUUACUUUUUAGUCCUUGAAAUACGAGCUAAUCAGCAAACAGAAGGAGAUGAUCCUCAAAAUCCACAAUGGAAUGGAAAAUAUGUUGGUAAAUGUGAAGAUUGAUGAUCUCCGUGAAGUGUAUGAACUAUUCAGCAAAGUAGAUGAUGGUGUGGACGCUUUGGCCGCAGAAUGUUCAAGAUAUUUGAGGAUUCGAGGGGAGGAUCUCUUCCAGCAAUUCAGUGGAAUUGGAGGACCGGAAUAUUUAGAAGUAUGUGGAUUUUGGUCUUUCGGGAGCUCAAAGAAACUAAAGGCAAUUUUGAGAAUGCUUAAGAUACGUCCAGUCUGCAAAAAAAAUAUUUUUUAUUAAAUUUUUGGCUAUGCAGUGGCGGACCUGAUCCAGUGGCAAAAAACGUACCAUUUUGCUUCCGGGAAGUAUCAAAAAUGUGGCCAAAUGCCUCCCUUUGCGACUAAAAAACUCUGUUUUGAAGGGCCCUCACAAAAUCAUAGUUUUUUUCACUUAAAGAGGAAGGUAUUUUGCUACAUUUUUGAUACUUACCAGGUAUAAAAUGGUACUUUUUUUCCACUGUAUCAGGUCCGCCACUGUUACGAUAAGUUUUGAAUUCUUUUGAAUUUAUAAAAAAAAGGUCUUAAUUUAUGUAAACAUCAAAGAAAUUGCUUUUAAAAGUACCCUGUUUUCAGGAAAUCAUCCAGCUCAAAGAAGUUUUCGACCGUUUUCUCAGCGAAUCCUUUGACAACAGUGACACUCUCAGGACCCAAAUUCAAGCUGAUUUCGAUUACUUCCUCACACUUGAACAGAACAUCUCCCAGGCGAAUGACGACAACGCCGUUCUCCAUAACAAUGAACCUGAUUAUGGCGAGGAAAGUGACGCCUGA